Messenger RNA from Colletes gigas, 1281 nucleotides. Its product is annotated as 3'-5' ssDNA/RNA exonuclease TatD. NCBI's taxonomy places the organism in Eukaryota, Metazoa, Arthropoda, Insecta, Hymenoptera, Colletidae. The transcript has 2 exons. Gene Ontology annotation, cellular component: cytosol. The record is from RefSeq and is a predicted model, not a curated record. Bases 209 to 1144 code for a protein of 311 amino acids. Gene Ontology annotation, molecular function: single-stranded DNA 3'-5' DNA exonuclease activity.
GUGUUUGUAUUUGGUCAUAAGCUAAAAAAUUUAGAAAUAAGAAAGUUGCAACUUGAUUCGUAAAAUAUUUUCACGUACAUUCGAAAUAUUUUUAUAAAUCUUUUGUAAUAACUCGAAUGGUGAUAUCGCACAUUAGCUGAAAAUAAUUUCAACUGGUUGGCAACAGAUGCAUUUUGCAUUUUAUUAUAUUGCAAUCAGAUAUUGAGGAAUGGCUGAAAAUGCUACUGCAUCAAAUGCAGAGGAAAAGACUGUUUCCUCGGCUAUGACACAAUGCUACGAAAAUUAUAUCAUAGUCGAUGUUGGUGCGAAUCUUACGAAUAAAAAAUAUAGCAGAGAUUUAGAUAGUGUAAUUCAAAGAGCAAAAGAUGCUGGUGUACAAAAAAUUAUGGUAAUGGGUGCAAGUAUUCGAUCUAGUAAAGAGGCAUUAAGAUUAACUAGGAUAUACCCUGGUACUAUUUAUUCUACUGCUGGUGUGCAUCCUCACGAUGCAAAGUCAUGGGAAAAUCCUGAUACUCUACAAGAACUUAAAAGCAUAGCUAAUAAUCCAGAAUGUGUUGCAAUAGGUGAAUGUGGUUUAGAUUAUAGUCGUGACUUUUCUGACCCAGAGACACAACGUGCUGUUUUUCAUAAACAAGUGGAACUUGCAUGCCAAUUAAAUAAACCACUUAUAAUACACGAAAGAGGCUCUCAAACAGAUGUUCUAGACGUCCUUGAACACUAUAAAAAUUGUUUACCACCGGUUUUAAUUCAUUCGUUUAUCGGAACUGCAGAAGAAGCACAAGUUUAUUUAAAUCAUGGCUUUUAUUUAGGAAUUACAGGAUAUUUGUGUAAAGAUAAAUCUGAUAGUGGAAUAAGACAAUUAUUGGAAAGAGGACUUGCACCUUUAGAAAGAAUAUUAGUAGAAACAGAUGCCCCGUUUAUGUAUCCUAAUACUAGAGCCAGUAAACUACCUGUACAUGUUAAAAAUGCUCUCACAGAACGAUCUAUGACAUUUCUUCAUCGUUAUUGUACUUUUCAACGUAACGAACCAUGUGCCUUACCAGCAAUAGUGGAAAUGGUAGCAGCAUUUAUGCAAAUCACACCGGAAGAAGUCGCUUUAGCCACUGCUUUCAAUGCUUUAAAAUUAUUUGGUCUAAAUCAGUGAUAUUAAAAAUCAUCUUUUAUUAUCCAAAAAUGGUGCUAAUUGGUGCUAUUUAACGUUUUAAUUAUUCUGUUAUUAAUACGUGACCCCUUUCUACAUUUUAAAAGCAUUGUUUGUGUAUCUAUACAAAUGUACCUUUU